AUGGGCUUCACGACCCCCCCGCUGCCGUCGUCCAAGCUCCCCGGGAUCCCGCGCAACGCGUUCACGGACGGCCUCGUUGAGCAGUACAGAGCGAGCGAGGACGUGCUCGAGUACCUCGGCGAGGUCAUCGUCGGCGAGCUCAAGGGCGCGGCGUACGACGCGGAGCGAGAGCGCGUGCGCGCGCUCAGGGAGAGGCGCGAGGCGGACGCGAUCGCGAACGCCGCCGCGAGCGCCUCCUUCGACGCGAAGCUGCCCGAGGACGCGGAGCACGAUCUCGAGGAGCUCGCGAACGCCGCGAUCCCCGGGUUCUGGACGACCCCGGAGACGAAGGGCGUCGUGGAGGAGCGGCAGCGGAGCCCGAGCCCGGAGCGCCGACGGAAUCGAUCGCCGUCGAGGUCGCCGUCGAGAAGCCCGAGGGGGGGAUCCCCGAAUCGCUCUCUCUCCUCCCCGAGUCGCCGCGAUCGCGACGCGAACGGACUGGGCGACCUCGUGUCGCGCGUCCGCGGGCUCAUGUCGCGCGGGCCCGCGUACGACGAAGAGGACGAGAGCGCCGUCCGCACGCGCGCGGCCGCGGAUCAAGAAGCGCGCGACCUCGCGACGCGGCGAUGGCGUGCGAAGCGAGACGAGAAAGAUCGCGCGCGCGCGGUGAAAAAGCGAGCGGAAGCGGAGAAGCUCGCGAUCGAGCGCGCGGCGUUCAAGAGGGCGCAAGAUCGCAGGUUCGAGGAGGUGAAGCGCGCGAAGGCGGAGCGCGAGCGCGUCGAGGCGACGCGCGCGGAGGAGGCGCGAAAGGCGCUCGCGGCGACCGCUGCGGAGGCGGAGCGCGCGAGGGCGGCGAGGGCGGAGGCGGAGCGAGAGAAGCGACGCGCCGCGCGGCUUGUCGAAGAGGCGGAGAGGAAGAUCGAGGAGAAGAAGCGCAUCGACCUCGCGCUCGCGCUCGCGGAGCGGGCGAGGAAGGAGGCGGAGGAGAUCAAGAGGCGCGCGCGGGAGGAGGAGCGGAUCAGGAUGCGGGAGGCGGCGGCGGCGGAGAAGAAAGCCGCGGCGAAGAAAGCCGCGGACGCCAAGGCGAAAGCGGCCGCGGAGAAGAAAGCCGCGGAGGAGAAGAAGGCUGCGGAGAAGAAAGCCGCGGAGGAGAAGAAGGCUGCGGAGAAGAAGGCUGCGGAGGAGAAGCUCGCGCGAGAGAAGGCUGCCGCGAAAGCGAAGGCUGACGCGGAGACGGAGCGAAAAAAGAAGGAAGCCGCCGCGAAAGAACGAGCCGAGCGCGAAGCCAAAGAGCGCGCCGCCGCGGAGAAGAGGCGCGCGGAGGAGCGGAAGAAGAAGGAAGAGGACGCCGCGAAAGCGAAAGCCGCCGCGGAGAAGGAGAAGGAGCGCGUCGCAAAGGAGAAGGCUAAGGCGGCGGAAGCGAAGGCAAAGGAAGCCGCGGCCAAGGCGAAGCAAAAAGCCGCGGACGAGAAGAAAGCCGCCGACGACAAGAAAGCCGCGGACGAGAAGAAAGCCGCGGACGAGAAGAAAGCCGCGGACGAGAAGGCCAAGGCGGACGAAGCCGCGAAGAAGGCGAAGGCGAAAGAAGACGCCGCGAAGAAGAAGGCCGCGUCCAAGGCGAAGGACGACGCCGCGAAGCCGAAGCCAAAGCCGAAGCCGAAGGAGGACGCGCGCGCGGGGCGAAAGAAAGAAACCGCGAACGCGAUGCAAAAGAAGGAGACGAACGCUCUGAAGCGCGCCAUCGAAGACCGUUUACGAGGCUCCCCGCGGUCUCCCGACAACGCGACGGCGACGACGACGACGACGACGUCUCCGAACGCCGGGCUCCUUCUCACCGCGGGCGCGGUCGUCGCCGCGGGGGCGUACCGCUACGCGAGGCACCGCCGGAAUCAAAACGGCGACGGCGACGGCGACGGCGACUCCCCAAAGUCGUCGCGCUCGCUCGACGACGUCGAUCUCGCGUCGCCGCCGAACACCGCGCGCACGCCGGAGCGCGUCUCCCCGGUCCCUUCCCUGGGGCUCUCGCGGCUGUUCUCGUCCUCGAAGAAGAAGAAGGAGGAACGACGCGAGCGCGAGGCGUCGGAGGCGCAGAAGACGCCGCCGCCCAAACGCCGCGGAAGCGACAGCACGCUCGGAUCGCCGACGAAAUUUCAGUCGUCGCCGUUCCGAGACCCGGCGUUACAGCGCGAGCUCGAGGAGACGCAGCGGCAGCUCGAGUCCGCGCGGCGGUGGCGCGGCGAGCUCGAGGCGACGCUGAUCGCGAAGGAGAAGGCGCACAAGAAGGAGCUCGAAGCCGCGGCGGCGGAGAGCGCCGCGGUCGCCGCGGAUCUCGCCGCCGCCAAAGCCGCGCGCGUAGAGGAGCUCCUCAAGGCGUUGUCCACGUCGGACGCCGCCGCCGCCGUGGAGGAGGCGGAGACGAACGUCUCGCGGCUCGACAGCGAGCUCUCGAGCGAGGAGACGAAAGAGAGCGAACUGCGCGCGAAGCUUCUGUCGAUGACGAGCGGCGGCGACGCCUCGUUCGCCACCGCCGUCGGAGACCACUCCUUCGCGCUGGACCGCAGCGCGGAUGGCGGCGCCAUCCUGCGCGGCAUCACCGGCGUCGGCGGCGGCGACGCGAACGCCGCGGCGACGAGCGACGGCAGCGACGACGGGAUGGUCACCCCGCGCGGCGGCGACGCGUCGACCAUCUCCGACGUCGGCACGCCGUUGUCCCCCGCGGACGCCAGAGCCGCGGAGCGGCUCCUCGCGGAGCUCGACGCGCAGGUGGAGCGCGUGCGCGACGUCAAGGCGAAGAAGGACGCCGCGGCGAAGGCGGCGGCGCAGGCGAAGGCCGCGGCCGCGACCGCGGAGGACGCGGCGAGCGCGGCGCGAGCGGAGAGGGAGAACACCGCGCUCGCGCUCCGCGAGUCGUCGCGCGUCGCCGUCGCCGCGGGCGCGGACGCGGGUGACAUCGCGGACGCGUUGCUGUCGCACGGCAUCGAGCCGGACGCGUCGAUCCUCCUCGCGGGGGGGACCCCCGGGGCCCGCCGCGCGAAAGAGAUGGACGACGACGCGGGGAUCGAGAGCGGGGAGAUUCAGGCUUCUAUCGCGGACGCGGCGGCCCAGGCGGCGAACGCGCCGAAGACGCCGGAGAUGGCGGCGGCGGCGACGGAGGCGCCGAAGGAGGAGCCGAAGGGCGGGAAGAAGGGGAAGAAGGGGAGGAAAUGA
Molecule: messenger RNA, 3186 nt
Organism: Micromonas pusilla CCMP1545
Lineage: Eukaryota; Viridiplantae; Chlorophyta; Mamiellophyceae; Mamiellales; Mamiellaceae
Exons: 1
Coding region: 1-3186 (1061 amino acids)
Source: RefSeq, a predicted model, not a curated record